Messenger RNA from Selaginella moellendorffii, 817 nucleotides. Its product is annotated as peptidyl-prolyl cis-trans isomerase-like 1. Gene Ontology annotation, molecular function: peptidyl-prolyl cis-trans isomerase activity. Bases 68 to 760 code for a protein of 230 amino acids. The record is from RefSeq and is a predicted model, not a curated record. NCBI's taxonomy places the organism in Eukaryota, Viridiplantae, Streptophyta, Lycopodiopsida, Selaginellales, Selaginellaceae. The transcript has 7 exons. Gene Ontology annotation, biological process: protein peptidyl-prolyl isomerization; protein folding.
GAGAUUUAGGGUUUAUUCACUUUUCUCCCCUUUGGAGAAAUUUGGAAAUCUAGGGCUCUAGGAAGCGAUGGGGAGAAUGAAGCCGGCAGCGCUGCUCCAGCAGAGCAAGCGCAAGAAAGGCCCGUCGCGGCUCAGCCUCCCCACCAUCAUCUCCUGCAACGUCGUCGUCGUCUUGCUCUUCCUCUCAGUCCUGGCGCUUCACAGGCACAGCCAGAGCGGCAGCAGCAGCGGCAAUCGGAGUCGCCAGGGCAUUGGUCGGAAAGAAAAAUUUGGCAUGGAUCUUCCCAAGUAUGCGUUGAUGAACACAACCAAAGGUGUCAUCGUUUUGGAGCUCUUCCGCGACGAAGUUCCCAAAACCGUGGAGAACUUCGCAGUGCUUGGGCAGCAAGGAUAUUACGACGGUGUCAAGUUCCACCGAGUCAUCAAGGAUUUCAUGAUCCAAGGUGGUGAUCCCAGCGGAGAUGGAAGAGGAGGCGAGUCCAUUUGGGGUGGAUCCUUCGAAGACGAGUUUAGACCCAACUUGAAGCACGAACCAUUCACGCUGUCCAUGGCAAACUCUGGCCCGGACUCCAAUCGCUCCCAGUUCUUCAUCACAACCGUGGAGACUCCACACCUGGACAACAAGCACACCGUGUUUGGACGCGUUGUGCGUGGCCAAGACGUUGUCAAGGAAAUAGAAGCCCAAGAAACUAACUCGGAAAAUCGACCCUUAGUUCCCGUUACCAUUCACAGUGUACGAGUCGGCAACGAUCUUGCUUAAAUUUUUUUUUCCGCGUGUAUUGUGAUUGCGAUGAAUCUUACCAGCCGAGGUGGCAAA